Leucoraja erinaceus (little skate) is the source of this 923-nucleotide messenger RNA. RefSeq names its product MAP/microtubule affinity-regulating kinase 4-like. Gene Ontology annotation, biological process: intracellular signal transduction; protein phosphorylation; microtubule cytoskeleton organization. Gene Ontology annotation, cellular component: cytoplasm. Gene Ontology annotation, molecular function: protein serine/threonine kinase activity; ATP binding; tau-protein kinase activity. The record is from RefSeq and is a predicted model, not a curated record. Lineage: Eukaryota; Metazoa; Chordata; Chondrichthyes; Rajiformes; Rajidae. The transcript is spliced from 3 exons.
GGGGGGUGGGUGAGAGAGGGUGAGAGAAGAGGGUAAAAUAAGAGGGGAGAGAGGAGAGCCAGUUGUACCAUUGUAAAAGCGAAUCCCCAUCCAGGGGGGAAGUUAUGUUGAUGCCAUUGGAUUGCACUAGGAAAUGAAUUUUACUGGCUCGAUUCUCUCGCUUGGAUACGAUUGAUGCAGAAAAAACAGCGAUUGUAUCCCGACUAACUCCCUCUGUUGCUUCAAUUUCAUUCAUCUCGCUGCUGUGGUGGGGAAAAAUGCAUUGAAGGGGGAAAAAAUAGGAAGGUUUCUACACAGAGUGAGACAGGGACAGAGAGGGGGAGAGGACAUUUAACAGGGUGAGGCUUGGCUUGGCGAGAGACCCACUCAGCCUCUCGUGAAUUUCGGUCGAAUGACUAUUGAUGUCGAAGGGUUUUUUUUCGUGAACGACAGAAGCAAGGAUGUCUUCCAGGCUGGCCAUCCCCUCUCCAAAUGAACGCAGUCUCGAUCAUCAUGGGUCCCACAUGGACAGCCGUGGUGACCGGGGCCCCAGCUGGUCAAGCCGCUCCCUGGGGGCCCGGUGUCGCAACUCCAUCGCCUCCUGCACGGACGAACAGCCGCACAUCGGCAACUACCGGCUGCUCAAGACCAUCGGCAAAGGCAACUUCGCCAAAGUCAAACUGGCCCGGCACAUCCUCACCGCAGGGAGGUGAGUGGCAAUAAAGAUAAUCGACAAGACUCAACUAAACCCGACAAGUCUACAAAAGGUAAAUGUUCAAGAUUCAAGUGAGUUUAUUGUCAUGUGUCCCUGAUAGGACAAUUAAAUUCUUGCUUUGCUUCAGCAUACAGAACAUAGUAGGCAUGAAUACAGAACAGAUCAGUGUGUCCAUAUACCAUUAUAUAAAUAUAUACACACAUGAAUAAAUAAACUGAUAACGUGCAAA